AUGACAUCCGCAACGCGCGCCCUCGCGGUCCCGGAGCUCCUCGAGAUGAUCCUCCUCCACCUUCCCGUCCGCAGCCUGAUCCGCGCCCAACGCGUGUCCUCGGAAUGGCACAACGGCAUAACCUUCUCCAAGACGCUCCGCGCGCGCGUCGCAUUCCUCUCUCCAUGCCCCGAAUCAGGAACGCUCUCUUCAGGAGAAAGCAUCACGACAUUCAACCCAACGAUAAUUCCCCCGCCAGACCGAGCAUCCCUCAACACCGCCGUGAAACUCGCGCGCAAAAACAACAUCCCAACAUCCGCCUUCCCUCUAGGCAUUCCCUUCACCAUCUCCUCGCUACUCAGCCGUCCCAAAGGACCCUGGAUGGAUAGACUAAUCUCCCAACCUCCCCCUCGCGAAUCCAUCACAAUCACAACUCUCUGGACGAGCGAUAUCCGAUUUUCCGAAGGAGGAGAAAAUUCUACCUCAAGAUUCCAGACUCUAGGUCCCUCCGCAACAUGCCAAAUCACUCUGACAGGAAACCUGUUGACUUGGGGGGAAGUUGGGCGGAGUUUGCGGGAAAGGAUUGCGGAAGUGCAGGAACAGAAUCGUGCGCUUUCGAUGGUGAGGGGUAGAUUCACGCGUUGGGAGCCUGCGAGAGUGGCGUGGGUGCGGUUGGAUGGAGCGGUUAGAGAUACGGAGGAGAGGGUUGUGCGGGAGAUGGGGGCGGACUUGGCGUGA
This is a messenger RNA of Ramularia collo-cygni, 717 nucleotides long. RefSeq lists its product as uncharacterized. NCBI's taxonomy places the organism in Eukaryota, Fungi, Ascomycota, Dothideomycetes, Mycosphaerellales, Mycosphaerellaceae. The record is from RefSeq and is a predicted model, not a curated record. Bases 1 to 717 code for a protein of 238 amino acids. Gene Ontology annotation, molecular function: protein binding. The transcript has a single exon.